Hyla sarda is the source of this 6403-nucleotide messenger RNA. It is a transcript of the gene IQSEC2, whose product is annotated as IQ motif and Sec7 domain ArfGEF 2. Gene Ontology annotation, molecular function: guanyl-nucleotide exchange factor activity; protein binding. The transcript is spliced from 16 exons. The record is from RefSeq and is a predicted model, not a curated record. Gene Ontology annotation, biological process: actin cytoskeleton organization; regulation of ARF protein signal transduction. The coding region runs from base 148 to 4392 and encodes 1414 amino acids. NCBI's taxonomy places the organism in Eukaryota, Metazoa, Chordata, Amphibia, Anura, Hylidae.
CAGUGCGCAGUGACUCUGCAGCAGUCGCCGCGGUAGCAUCGUGCGCUCCGCCCCCGGGCCAACAUGCCCGGCCGCCCAACCUGAGCGAAGCCCCCGCCGCCGCCGCUGCUGCACAGCCCCGACCUCCGUUAUCCCCAACAGGCAGCUAUGGAAGGGGGAGCCGGCUCGGGCCCAAACCCCGGGGGGCAGGAGUCCCCGAACCGGGCCGUUGAGUAUCUUCUGGAGCUCAAUAACAUCAUCGAGAGCCAGCAGAAACUACUGGAGACCCAGCGGCGCCGCAUCGAGGAGCUGGAAGUGCAGCUGGACCGGGUGAGCCAGGAGAACCGGGAGCUGCGGGAGAGCCGGGUGGAGCAGCACCGAUCUGACUACAGAGAAGCAGUCGGGGGAGGUGGAGGCUGCGGGGGCUACGGGCAUCACCACCAUCCGCAGCAGCAUCACCACCACCAUCCGCAGCAGCAGCAGCACCACCACCGCGGGGAGAACCAGCCCGGGUACCAGGCAGCCUACUCCACACCGCCGCACCAUCACCGUGCCCGGGACACCCCGCGAUCCAACCGGGCCACCUCCCGCAGCUCCAGCCCCGGAGCCGGGCACAGCACCACCAACAGCCCGGCCACUACCCUGCAGAGAAAUUGUGGUGUUAUGUCUGUGUACCAGGAGGCUCAGGAUGAACAGUGUUCUAUGUCGCUUCUGGAUAGGUGUUGCAGGUCUGACGGUGAGAACUCCAGGACGGUAAGCGUUGAAGGUGGUGAAUCUAUUGGCAGCGAAUCGGGAACAAUUGUUGACAGUCCGGGCCAGCAGCCGCCAUAUCGUGGAGAGGUGAAAAGCGAUCACUACGACUUACCAUCACCCACCCGUCACCCUCACCCCGGGCUCCAGUGGAGUCAACGGGCCAGACUACAGCCCGCCAGUGUUGCCUUGCGCAAGCAGGAAGAAGAAGAGAAUAAAAGAUCCAAAGCCUUGUCUGACAGCUAUGAAUUGUCUACAGACCUCCAGGAUAAAAAGGUGGAAAUGCUGGAGAGGAAGUAUGGGGGCUAUUUCCUCAGCCGGCGGGCCGCUCGCACCAUCCAGACCGCAUUCAGACAAUAUCGCAUGAAUAAGAACUUUGAACGUCUCCGCAGCUCUGCUUCUGAGAGCCGCAUGUCCCGUCGGAUCAUCCUAUCCAACAUGCGCAUGCAGUACUCCUUUGAGGAGUACGACAAGACCCACAGCGUCCCAUACUUCCAGGGCAAACCUGUGUCAUUGGACGAAGGGGUAGCUGCAUGUCGUGGGCAGGGGGAGCGAGGUCUCCAGUAUGUGGGUUCCUGCAGCGGUAUUGACGGCGAUUCGAUCAACACCUCGGGGGAGUUUUCCAAUGAGAUCACAGAGCUGGAGGAUACCUUCUCCAAACAGGUCAAGUCUCUGGCAGAGUCAAUAGAUGACGCUCUAAGCUGCCGAUCUAUGCACUGCCCUGACCCGCGAGAUGAAAAGGGAUCUUUGGAAAAAGGGGAAAGCAAAGAGCAACAUGGAGACAGUACCGCUACUUCAUUCAGUGAUGUCACACUUUACAUGGAUGAGGGAGUCCCGGUAUCCCCGCUUUCUCUCGAUAGACCUCCAAGCUCCGAUCAGGACACUCCACAAGGACCGACCUCCCGACAAGAAUACUGGGCCACUUCUUCCUCACGGGAAGACAGCCGGGAGAAUGGCAGCAGGCGGAGCACCCCUUGCAUGGAGUGCAGAGACUUUCGCAUGAGAGGGGCUCACCUUCCUUUGCUCACUAUUGAGCCCCCCAGUGACAGUUCUGUGGACCUGAGUGACAGGUCAGACCGAGGGUCUCUCAAUAGGCAGAAUGUUUAUGAACAAGAGAACUGCAGUCCACACGGGACUCUUAAACAAGCACCUCACAAAGGACCUGCCCGAUCCCCUCAUCCGCAUCGCCAUUACCACCCAGACCCUCCACCUCCACCCCCGGACACUGGAGGUGGAAAUAAUGGUACGCAGGUGGGAGUUGGAAGCGUCAUGGGAGGGGUGCGGCAUCUUCAUCAUGGGAAACAGGAACUUGGGGAAAACUCUGAUGGGGAUAAUGAAAGUCUAAAUAGUACCACCAACUCCAACGAAACCAUCAACUGCAGCUCAGGCUCCUCAUCCCGUGAUAGUCUACGGGAGCCUCCCAACACCCUCUGUAAGCAGACGUACCAGAGGGAAACUAGGCACAGCUGGGACUCGCCCGCUUUCAACAACGACGUGGUGCAGAGGAGACAGUACCGCAUUGGCCUCAACCUCUUCAACAAAAAGCCAGAAAAAGGGAUCCAGUACUUGAUUGAGAGGGGCUUCCUAUCCGAUACCCCCGUGGGGGUGGCACAUUUCAUCCUGGAGAGGAAAGGCCUCAGCCGGCAGAUGAUCGGAGAAUUCCUCGGAAACCGCCAGAAACAGUUUAACCGGGAUGUUUUAGACUGUGUGGUGGAUGAAAUGGAUUUCUCCAACAUGGAUCUGGAUGAUGCCCUGCGGAAGUUUCAGGCUCACAUACGUGUUCAAGGGGAAGCACAGAAGGUAGAAAGGCUCAUUGAGGCGUUCAGCCAGCGUUACUGUGUGUGCAAUCCCGCCUUGGUUCGCCAGUUUCGGAACCCGGACACCAUAUUUAUAUUGGCAUUUGCCAUCAUUCUCCUCAACACUGACAUGUACAGUCCGAGCGUCAAAGCUGAGCGCAAAAUGAAACUGGAUGACUUCAUCAAGAACCUGCGAGGGGUGGAUAAUGGAGAGGACAUUCCCCGGGACUUGCUAGUGGGAAUAUAUCAGCGGAUCCAGGGUCGAGAGCUGAGAACAAACGAUGAUCACGUAUCUCAGGUGCAAGCCGUGGAGAGGAUGAUUGUCGGAAAGAAGCCGGUACUUUCUCUUCCACAUCGGCGUCUUGUUUGCUGCUGUCAACUCUACGAGGUCCCAGAUCCGAAUCGUCCCCAGAGGAUGGGUCUGCACCAGAGGGAGGUCUUCCUCUUCAAUGAUCUUCUGGUGGUAACAAAGAUCUUCCAGAAGAAGAAAAUUUUAGUGACCUACAGCUUCCGGCAGUCCUUUCCACUGGUGGAUAUGCAGAUGCAGCUCUUCCAGAAUUCCUAUUACCAGAAUGGCAUCAAAUUGCUCUCUGCUGUCCCUGGUGGUGAGAGGAAAGUACUGAUCAUCUUUAACGCUCCAAGUCUUCAGGACCGAUUGAGGUUCACCAGCGACCUACGGGAAUCUAUAGCAGAAGUCCAGGAAAUGGAGAAAUACAGAGUGGAAUCUGAACUAGAGAAGCAGAAAGGGGUGAUGCGUCCCAACACUUCCCCUGCGCCAGGGAUAAAGGAAGCGGUCAAUGGAACUCUGGGCCGACCCAGUCUGGACGACACGUAUGCACUAGGGGAAGGUCUGAAGAGAAGCGCUCUUAGCAGCUCUCUACGAGAUCUCUCUGAUGUUGGUAAGAGAGGGAGGCGUAACAGCGCGGGAUCUCUGGACAGCACCAUUGAAGGAUCUAUCAUUAGCAGCCCUCGCCCACACCAGAGGCUCCCGGUUCCACCACCACCUCCUCCUGAGGAGUACAAGGCUCCCCGACCAGUGUCCAAUUCUUCCUCUUUCCUUGGAUCUCUGUUUGGAAGCAAGAGAGGAAAGGGUCCCUUCCAGAACCUGCCCCCGACCUCGUUGCCUCCUCACCCUCACACGCCUCCAGGAAUCGAUGGACCUUCGAAAAUUCAGGCUCUGCAUGCUCAAUACUGCCACAGUCAGGGGGUGCUUGCUCAGCCCCCUCCACCAUAUCACUCUCAGCCGCCAUCUUCUGCACCGCCGACGCAGCCUCCCCCUCCUCCAUCUCAUCGUUACCAUGUGCCACCAUCAUCAGCUCAGUUUACAUUGCAGCGCCCUGGUCAACAGAAGAGACCAGCAGUAGGCGGGCCACCCUUGACACCCAGUUCCCCUCACCCUCAGUACACCUUGCAUGGCCGACACCCUUCAAACCAGCCGCAGUCUCCGCUACCCAUGUACGCCUCUGGGCCCCAACACGCCAUGACGCACACAUAUCCCCAGCACAUGCACCAGUCUCACCACUCCAUGCAAAAGCAACCACCUAAGCACUUUGUAUUUACCCACCACCCUUCCCAGAUGCCUCCACAACCGCAGCGCCCUCAGCAGUCUCAGUAUACCCCCACCCCCUAUACCCAGCCGCACAGUCAGUCUCCCUGCUCCCCAAUAUCUCCCAUUCCUCCACAUCCAUCCUAUCCACCUCUCCCGCCUCCAUCGCCGCAUACACCUCACACUCCUUUGACACCACACUCCCCUCUUCCUCCGACAUCUCCACUGCCCCAGCAUGCAUCCCAUCAUCCUAUGGGGACAAAUACGUCCCAGGGUAACCCUAAACAAAAACCAGUUAACAGAAUCAGCACGGUGGUGUAAAAAACUGGUUGUAUAGGAGAUGCCGGACCAGAGGCGAAGGAAUAAGCAUGCACAUGGGGAUAGAGAUGAAGACAACCCCGGCUGUUCUACCCGAGCUCCAUCAGCACUCCACGGCACUGGACAGAGCCACGGCCAGUGAUAGAUGCAUUCACUGGGACUAUGUAUCUGAUAUGUGAAGAAGAGACUAUGUAUGUCCUAAUAUAUACAUCGCCCUUGCAUUCCCUCCCCUGCUCUGAUGUCCUCUUUUGUUGGGUGAUACAAGGUGCCAGACUUUGCCUGCCUAAAGGGCCGGGACAGACAUGUGAUGGUUAGUGAAAGGUGAUAAUGCAGAGCCGUUUGUGCGGUCUGACUAGUGAAUGGAUGAGUGUUCUAGUAUUUUGUUAGCAGAUUAAUGCACCUCUAUAAUGAAGGGGAAUCUGGUGAGUGUUCAUGUGUAUUAGGCUGCAUUCACACCACGUUUUUGCAAUACAGUUCCCGUAUACGUUUUCAAUUUGAAAACCGCACGGAACCGUAUUGAAAACCAUACGCAUUGACUCUCCAUUGAAAACUGUAUGCCAAAAGAUGAAUCCGGUUGCAUCCGUUUUGCGUCUUGUACGGUUUUGUCAGUUUUUUCCCUGUACCCUUAAACCGUUGCCUAUCCAAAUGAUAAUAAAGAAAAAGGCGGAUCACUCACCAGUCCGAUGCUGUGCACUUUAUCCAGAGAGUGAUAACAAUGGCUAUAUACGGAUAGGUGGAACGGCAGGGCAGGAGGCGUUACAGAGCCCCGUUCGAAGCGACGGCGCCGUUUCACGCCCUCUGGGCUUUUCUUCAGGCCCGGAAUUGACAUGACAUCACAUCACCAUACAUAUAGUAGUAUUUAAUGUAAUAACAAAUAAAAUUAUGUAUAAUACAUCUAAAAAACAGUAAAAGGCCGAACCUGGAACAUUAUAGAAAAGCUAAACCGUAGCCUACCGGGUGAAAAACCGUAUUGAAACCGUGUACGUUUUUUUUUUUUUUAACAUGGGAGUCAAUGGGAACCGUACAGAACCGUAUGUGCGUACGGUUCCAUUUGGUUUGCACCAUACGGUUUUUGACUUUGCACAGUUUUUUCUUGGAAUUUCAAUCAAACAAGUGAAACUUUAUUCAUAAUGGAGUAAAAAAAAAUUAAAACGUAUACAUUUUUUUCUUAAAAAAACAGAUGCAAAAGGACAUCAUUUUUUCAAAUCGUAUACGGAUUAAAAUUUGUACACCCGUUUUGAUACAGUCCGGUUUUGAGGAAUCCGUUUUUCAUCAAAAAACUGAUCCGGGAACUGUAUUGUAAAAACAUGGUGUGAAUGCACCCUUAAGGAAUCGAGACUAAUGGGUCCUUGCCGACCCCGCUGCUAAGUGCUUUAGGGUCCUGUGAAUGUGAGAGCGAUGGAUUGCAGACGUUGCACAAGGGGCAAGCAUGGGCACCGAAACGUUCACUUCUCCAAACCCGAUGCCACCCAUGCCUUGUGCUAAAAAGGGAUUGGGGGGGGGGCCUUGUAGUUUAUGUUCUGAUCGGACUCCUGAAACACUCCCUUUAUAUGUGCAGUUCAGGGUAUAUACCACUAAAUGAUGCAGGGAUUGGACCCCAUUAAACAGCAUUAACAAAAAGUGUACAUAGCGCAAAAAAAAAAAACCUAAACUGGGCAUGUUCUGUGCCAUUUUAUUUCUGCACAAUCAUUAAGCAGUUACUGCUUACUUAAGAAAACUAUAUACAGAGUUCUAUGUAUAGAGAUUUAAAAAAAGAUGUCUAUAUUAAUAUAUAUAUAAAUAUAUAUAGUGUAAAAUCCUUUGUACGAGGUAGAAUGUCUGCUUCACUUGUAACAUUUCUGGCAUCUUCUGUGUCAGGCGGAAGGUUUGAGCUCGAUACCGAAAAAAAAAUGGAUGCACCGGAUCAUGUAAUCCCAGCAGGGAAACCAGCUUCACUAUAAGGACCCGUCGCUUAUACACAGUUGAGGGAGAUUUUAAUGCUAUAGAGCAGUAGUCUCCAAACUGUGCCUCUUCA